AUGAAUGCUAGCAAUCGGAGCACUUUCUUGCCGUUGAUCCUAUUCACAUGUUCACUCAUGAGUAUAGCGUGGGCGCAACAACAGGAUCCAAUGACCAUGAAUGGAGGAUCCCUUUUGGCUAUGGCUGGCAAAGAUUGCGUUGCCAUAGCUCUCGACAAGCGUUUUGGAAGUGGACCACAGAUGGUCAAUAUUGCUCCACGACUUGCUUGGACGCCCAACCCGCAACUGAUGGUAGCCUUUGUCGGCUUGGAAGGGGACGUCCAGUCUUUAUCGCAAGACUUGCAGACUCAAGUCCGCGCCAAAUUGAAUCGAGCCUUGGGAUUUUCCACGUCCCUCCAAGAAGAUAGUCGGCGUCGGUACAUUUCCCCAAAGGCCUUGGCGUCCAUUACCAGUCACAUGCUCCAUAGAAAUCGAGGUAGAUACUAUGUAGAACCUGUGAUUGCUGGACUAUCCACAUCGUCAUCGCCAUCUGCACCCUGUAAGCCAUUUCUUUGUGCCAUGGACAUGAUUGGUGCCAAAUCCACGAGUCAAUCCUUUGUCUGCUCGGGUGCUGCGUCUAAGUCUCUCUAUGGAACUGCCGAAGCCCUGUGGAAACCAGAUAUGGACAAGGAUCAACUUUUGAGGGCUUGUGGAGAAGCCUUUCAGAGCGCAUUGGAGCGAGACUGUCUCAGUGGAUAUGGAAGUCUGGUGUAUCUCAUUACUAAGGAUGGAAUCACUGAAUAUGAUUUGGCGCAUCGGAAUGAUUAG
Cylindrotheca closterium is the source of this 747-nucleotide messenger RNA. The record is from the annotation of a GenBank genome assembly. Lineage: Eukaryota; Bacillariophyta; Bacillariophyceae; Bacillariales; Bacillariaceae.